This is a messenger RNA of Formica exsecta, 2950 nucleotides long. RefSeq lists its product as uncharacterized. Bases 250 to 2748 code for a protein of 832 amino acids. The transcript is spliced from 15 exons. Lineage: Eukaryota; Metazoa; Arthropoda; Insecta; Hymenoptera; Formicidae. Gene Ontology annotation, molecular function: serine-type endopeptidase inhibitor activity. The record is from RefSeq and is a predicted model, not a curated record.
CGCUGUUUCCUUCUCCUGCCAGAGAUCUUUCCGCGCCUCUCCGUACUUACCACUACUCUUUCUCGCGGAUGGGCUCUAUAAUACGCCGGAUCGUCAGGCGCUGACCGGUUUUAAUCUUUAUCGUACACUAGUCACAUAGCAAGCGCGUCAGUUCGACUAUCGUGAGUGUGAAAGGCUGAAAAUCACGCAAAUUUAUAAAGUCCUGUACAAAGUUAACAAAUUCUGAUAGUACGCAGCAAUUCAUCAAUCAUGCGGUUCAAAUUGGGAUAUCUACUGUGCCUCUCAAUCAUAGUAAUUUUUAUGAAAAGAUGUGUGUGCGUCGUGGCGCCAAAUCUUACACAGACAAACAUUUCUUCACAAAUUACUCCCCAAACUGAAGAUGACGAAGAUUUCGUACCCUAUCAUGGUGAACGCUUCACUAUCUUCGAUUGGAUGUUGUUCAGGAAUAUGGCCAAGGCGAAUGCAGGGAAUCUAUUACUGUCACCAAUAUCCAUAAAAUUAGCAUUAGUGCUUCUUUUUGAAGGAGCUCAAGAUCAAACUGCACGUGAACUUGCAGAAGUCAUGCAACUUCCGCUUACUGUGCCGGCCACUCGAGAAAAAUUUAACAAUAUCUUAAAAUCUCUGCAAGAUCCGUCUUCUGCGUAUACUUUAAAUAUCGGAUCGCGUAUUUACAUCGAUGAUAAUGUGCUGACCAGACAACGCUACGCAGCGACAGUAAAAACCUUUUACAAUACUGAUGUGAUCAACACCAAUUUAUCCGACACGCAUGCAAUUGCGACUAAAGUUAAUUCUUGGGUCAGUAAUAUUACGAAUGGAUAUAUUGAAAAAAUGAUAGAUGACGAACAAAGUUUGAAAAACUCGGUAAUGCUGAUCGUGAAUGGACUAUUCUUCAAAGGUGCUUGGCGUCACAAGUACUUUGCGACCGAGAACACUCACUUUUCCAAAUUUCACAUCAACGUCAACGAGAGCGUAGAUGUACCAUACAUGCAUACCAUCGGUCGAUUUUAUUACGCCGAAUCAUCAAGACUCGACGCGAAGAUUCUCCGGAUUCCGUACGAUGGCUCUAAAUUUGCCAUGUAUAUUGUACUGCCGCGCAUGUUGACCGGUGUGGAUCAUAUUAUCAAUCAGAUUAAUCCAUUCACACUGGCGAGCGACAUGUGGACCAUGCAGGAAUUGCCUCUCGACGUUUAUAUCCCGAAAUUCAAAUUCGAAUUCACAAGUCAUUUGGAAAAUGUUUUGCGCGAGCUUGGUAUUCGCGAUAUCUUCGAUGACACUGCGCUAUUGACAGGUAUAGCAAAAACAAAACGAACUUCCAAACAUUUAAAGGUGUCUGACGUGAUGCAUAAAACUGGAAUAGAAGUAAAUGAAGAUGGGACAAUUGCUUAUGCUGCAACAGAGAUACAGAUUGGAAAUAAGAUAGAAGAGAGCACAUUCCAUGCCAAUCAGCCGUUUGUGUUUUACAUCGAGGACGAAACCACUGGUACCAUUCUUUACAUAGGUAUAGUGCGGAAUCCCCUGAAUACAUCUGGGACUACAGGGAAAAUAAAGCAAGAAUUUCCAUCACGAGUUAAUCUGAAUACAACAACAGUAACUCCCACCAAUCCCGUUGCAACCAGUACCGAAGACCGAUAUGCCUUUUUCAACAUCGAUCUCCUGCAGAGAGUGAACGAAGACAUCGAGGGUAAUCUAAUACUAUCUCCCUCCAGCGCGAAAAUCGCCCUUAUGACUCUGGUGGAAGGCACGGGCGGUCGAACACGUCAAGAAUUGCUUGCAGCUUUAAGAUUACCACCGGAUGAAUAUACUAUCAGAAGAAUAGCAAGACGAACUCUCAUGCCCCUAAAAAGUCAUCAAAAUGGUACGGAAAUCGAUGUAGCGACUCAGCUAUGGAUCAAUCCAGUUCUUAUGACAUCUCCUAAUUAUGUAAGUGCCUUGCGUAAUUAUUAUGGAACCGAUAUCCAGCAGUUAAAUUUCGGAGAUGCAAAUGUUGCGGCGAGUACGAUCAACACUUUGGUUCGUCAACAAACACGGAAUAACAUCAAGUCUAUCAUUCAACCAGGUACUCUUCCUGCCGACACCCAGAUACUGUUAACUUCGGCCUUGUACUUUAAAGGACAAUGGUUGAAAUCAUUCGAUAAGGAUGCUACGCGUGCACGGUGCUUCCGUGUUCCCCAACACGGUUGCCGAGAUGUUCCUAUGAUGGAGAACACUUCCCGGUAUCGAAACGCCUAUAUAGCUUCUUUUGAUGCUGAUGUCGUGGAAAUCCCGUACUCGAAUGGUAGGACAUCUAUGCUGGUAUUCCUUCCAUCUCACGAGGAUAGCGAUCCGUACCUUCAAACCUUGUUCAAAGAUCUUUCAUAUGUGCCAAUGAGAACUUUGCUGACUAGUCUCAAAGAAACUGAACUAGUGCUUUCUAUUCCGCGAUUCAGUAUUGAGAACAAAUUGGAUUUACGUUCCUCUUUAAUGCGCAUGGGUGUACAGGACAUUUUCGGUACAGCAGCAAAUUUUACAGGAAUUUUAUAUAAUGAUCAUUUGCGAAUAGGAGGUAUAAUUCAGAAUGCUAAGAUAGAAGUCGAUGAAGAGGGAACUGUUGCUGCUGCUGUGACACAAUUCAUGGUUGUACCGCUUAUGGCUAACACGGCACCAGCUUUUAUAGCGAAUAGACCAUUUAUCUUUGCUAUAGUUGAUUUGGUAACAAGCGAGACUCUUUUUGCUGGUCGUGUCAUGGAUCCUUCUAUGAGCAACUCCUAAAGUAUUUAGAAAUAAGCCCAAUACUAUGGCUGCUUUUAUACUUAAAAAAACUUCGGAAGUGUAAAAAAUUAUCAUUUAUGUACAUAUAUUACUUUUUAUAACGCAUCUAUGCUUAUAGUUACAAAGUAAUGAUUGUUCAUUCUCUUAUACUCAAAUAAAUGACAAAUGAAAAUAAAUGGAAGUAUAUUUGAUACUUCUCUCA